UGGGGGAGACUGGCUUUCAGUGGAGAGGGCAGAGAAUGUCCAGUUGGCAUUCAUGGAUGGUGACAACGCAGAAGAGCGCCUGGAUGGUCUUCUCCCCAAGUUCGAGUUGUGGCACGCAAUAAGAAACUUGGUAGAGAUACUGCACAGCAUCUUCUACAAGGAGGCGUCGGCGGGUGACAAGGGAUCCUUGUGCUCCAACAUGAAUGUGGUAGGCGCAACAACAGCCAAGAAAGGACCCCACGAUGCCUACAACCACUACAAGGAGUACAUCAACAAGGACAUCGAUGCUCUCAUCAUCUACGCCUGCUUGAAAGCCUUCAAGUUGGAAAGCAUUGAUGCACGACCAGCAGACUUCCCCCCUGCCUACAUCCUGAAUGCCAAUCUCCACGUGCAAAAGGACUGGCUUGAGAGCAGGGCGGCAGAGAUUGUAGAUGACUUGCUUGCAGGCAAUACUGAGUCUCUCCAUGACAUCAGAGAAGGUAUGGCACCCAAACCGAGACCACAGUUGCCUUGCCGACACCCCGGUUGCCCAAAGGUGUACGUAAGGCCUGGGGCAAGAGUCACACAUGAAAAAGGCCAUCACGACCUUGUUGUGGAGGAAGAGAGCGAAGAGUCAAGUUUGCCAAAAGAAGACCACAUUUACAACUACCAGACAAGCAAACUGACCCUAGCUCUCUUGAUCCGCAACAUGGACGAUGCCACCAAGGAGGGAGACGGGGAGAGGUUAUCCAGGUGCUUCAGGAUGGCCCUUUUGUAUUACAAAGCCUACGGCCACACCAAAUAUGCAUAUGGUACUUUGAUGUUCUUUGCCAAAGUGAAUGCCCUGUUGCCCCCUAAGCUGGCCCACAGUCUGGUGUGGAACAGAGUAGUGAACAACAGAGGCGGUAAAGGUAACAAUAUCCCCCUGGAUCAAAAUUUGGAACACAUGAACAACUACCUGAAAUCCUUCCUGAAGCACCUUGGGCCUAACCUCAAUGAACAGAGUGCUGCCCGUAUUGCCAAUGCCAUUGGUGAAAUGGCGGCACUGCUAAAGAGGGCAGACUCAGACUUGGGUGUGCGUUCUGACUCUGGACGCCACACCAAAGCUGAUCGCAUUCCAGAGCUGCACACCCUGGUCGAUCAGUACGCACAGGUCGAGGCCCUUAGCUAUGUCCCAGGGAGGGAAUACAACUCCUUCCCUGGUUUCAAGAGGGACCUCUUGGCAAAGCUUUCUUCAGUCAAUCUAGCUAAAUGGGUGAACAGGCUAGUCUCUAAGUGGUCAGCUACAUAUGAGAAUGCAUGAGAAAUCAUCUUUGAUAGAACAUUCUGAUAAUUUGCUGACUCAUUCAAUGUAAAUAUUCUGAUUGCAUUGAUAGACCACGAGAUUGAAGUAAUAGACCACAAGUCUAUCGAUAUUUCAAUACUUCUGUUAGCUUAUAGAUG
This is a messenger RNA of Branchiostoma floridae (Florida lancelet), 1422 nucleotides long. RefSeq lists its product as uncharacterized. The transcript has 3 exons. The record is from RefSeq and is a predicted model, not a curated record. Bases 53 to 1282 code for a protein of 409 amino acids. Lineage: Eukaryota; Metazoa; Chordata; Leptocardii; Amphioxiformes; Branchiostomatidae.